Messenger RNA from Ostrea edulis (European flat oyster), 790 nucleotides. RefSeq lists its product as uncharacterized. The coding region runs from base 228 to 710 and encodes 160 amino acids. The record is from RefSeq and is a predicted model, not a curated record. Lineage: Eukaryota; Metazoa; Mollusca; Bivalvia; Ostreida; Ostreidae. The transcript has 3 exons.
GUGUAACAGCUUUAGCUAUAUGUGGGUGGUCAACAUAACUUCGGUUUUAAAAUAUGUUUACAAACAUUUACUAUCUCGUGUUACGUACAGCCACAGGAUAAAGAGAGAAGUGUUGACCUCUCACGUGCAGCGUCUGUAACGUCUGGGCUGGGGGAGAUUGGGUGGUUUAAUUUUCAGUUUUGUUAAGUCUGGUCUGCGUUGCCUCAGUAUAGUGGUCGCUGACGAAAAUGUUAAACAGAAUAUCGCUUUGUCUCUGUGGACUGUUGUUGCUGUCCUACUUUCGGGUAAUUGGUGGGAAUUGUAGAGAGAGGAGCCCCGGGAAAUAUCCGUACUUCUUCGGAAGAACAAACGUUGAUUGCAUUGGCCGAAUGAAAAGGAACUAUGCGCCUCAGAGAUUCUCCUUCAAAGAGCCUGAACACGUCUGGAUAGUGUACAAAGGAUAUUAUUUUGAAUAUGGAGUUGGGAUAUCACGUGCUGUUCACGUCAGUAGAACAUUGUACGGGAAUGGAAAAUGUACCAACCAAAUUGAAUCUCGUCCUGCCGGGUACAGCCGUCUCAGCGUCCACUGCCUGAAGACGUGUGCCAGGAACUUCGCCAAGCGCUUCGGUCCGUACAGACCCAUGUACACCAUUGUCCAUCCCUUCGUUAACAUGAUGUCCAGAAUCUUGUGCUGGUCACACUGCCCACCCUGGUGUCAAACAUAUCACUGAUAUUCAAAAUUCAGAGUAAUUAUAUGAAUGGGAACUGGUAUGUACAUGUUUACUAUGGAAAUAAAACUAUCUUCCUUUUA